This is a messenger RNA of Lontra canadensis (Northern American river otter), 5159 nucleotides long. RefSeq names its product KIAA0556 ortholog (gene KATNIP). Lineage: Eukaryota; Metazoa; Chordata; Mammalia; Carnivora; Mustelidae. The record is from RefSeq and is a predicted model, not a curated record.
CCGGAACCGCCGCCUCAAGGGAUGGACGGUCAGACUCUGCGAAAGGCUGACAGAAGCCGGUCGUGCUCGCAGGAGAAAAAGGAGGGUUGCGCUAAGGACAUGGUGCCUGACUUCGAUGAGAAACAUGAUGAGUAUUUAAUAUUGCUUCAGCAGAGGAACCGGAUAUUAAAGCAUCUGAAAACCAAGGACCCCAUGCAGCUGAGGCUGGAGCACUUGGAGCAGGGUUUCUCUGUCUAUGUCAAUGGGGCCAAUUCGGAGCUGAAGUCGUCCCCCCGGAAAGCUGUCCACUCCGACUUCACCAGGAGUGCCUCCCACGCCGAGGGGACACACGAUCAUGGACGGAGAACCCUAUUGCGAGAAGCAGAGGAAGCUUUAAGACGCAAUUCACGGACAGCCCCCAGCAAAGUCCAGCGCCGCGGAUGGCACCAGAAAUCGGUGCAGAUCAGAACAGAAGCUGGCCCGCGGCUCCACAUUGAGCCUCCUCUGGGCUCUUCUGAAGACUUUGAGGCCUGCGAAGAUGAGACUGCCAAGGCCCAGGGUGCUGCUGGGGACCGUCCGCAGGGCACCAAGUCUUCCACUGACACCACGCCCUGCGAUUUUCAUCUCUCUCUUCUGGACACCCACGGAUGCCCUGACCCUGCGAGCAAUACCGACAAAGAAAGGAUCCUCUUAACUAUCCAGGAUGUGAUGGAGCUGAGAAAAAGCCUGGAACUUAGUGUAAAUCUGCAGAGGAAACAAAGAGAUGGUUCUAGCGACGAGUAUGACUCUAUCGAAGAAGAGGUGCUCUCUGAGCCCGAGCCCGAGGAGCCAGUGCUCCCGGGCCAUGGCAGAGAGGACCCCCAUCUUUCCAGCGGAAACUCCGUGCAGAAGGCUGUGCCCGAGGACCAGGGACCAGAAGGACGCCCUUCCCAGGGCCCAGACCCCCUCGUGGUGCUGGAAUUCAACCCAGCUUCCAAGAGUAAUAAAAAGGAAAGGAAUUUGUCGGCUAAGCGGAAGGACAAUGCUGAGGUUUUCAUUCCCACCAGACCCGAAAUGAACUUGAACCCUCAGCCCUCUGCUGUGUUCCCAGACCAGGAGAAGGCAUGCUCAAGACCCGGAAGCCGCCGCGAGAGACCCUUCUCGACCACCCGAAAACCUGUGCAUGAGGCUGAGGACCGAGAGGAAGACGCCUCAGCGGUGCUCAGGGCCAUCCAGGUGGAGAACGAAGCCCUGCAGAGGGCCCUCGUCGGCAGAAAGCCUCCCACCAGCCCACUGCAGGACAUGGAGGGACCAGCAGCAAAACCGUGGACCAGUCUGCUGAAAGGGAAAGAAGAGAGCCCUGAGCUUCCUACAGCCGUGGCCACCAGCACGACCAGCCCGGCCAGCCCGCAGGAGCCGUCCAGGGCAGCAGGGGGAGCCAGAGCCGUCAGCGAAGCCAUUGACAGAAUCGGCCUUUUGGGGAGCAGGCAGCAGCAAAGGCUUCUGAAAGUGCUCCAGGCCAUCGAAAGCGACUCUGCCCAGCUCAGCACGGUUGCUUCAGCAACGGAGGAGUGUGUGCCAGACCCAGAGGAUAAAUUGAGAAUAAAAGGCGGAGACAUCGAAGAUGCCAUCUACGUGACCUUGGAAAUCCUGUCCAACUGGGGCCAUGCGUCCUGGGUGGGUCUCACGGAAGUGGAGUUCUUUGACCUGCACAACACCAAGCUUUACGUGUCGCCCCAUGACGUGGAUGUCCGGACCACGAACACGCCUGGGGAGCCGGGCCACCUGGUCAACAGGAGCUUAGCUAGCAUGGAAGACCCUUCCUUGUGGAUGUGCCCCUUCCACCCACCGCUCCAGCUCUUUUUUGUUAUCCGCAACACCAGACAGCUGCAGGACUUUGGUCUAGCCAAGAUCAAGGUCUGGAAUUACUGGACGGCUAAUGGCGAUCUUGACAUCGGUGCCAAGAACGUGAAGCUUUACGUCAAUAAAUAUCUCAUCUUUGAUGGCACAUUAGACAAAGGAGGUGGAGAGGCCCCGGCUGACCAGAGCUUCCCGGUUGACGUGAAACAGGAGCAGGACGAGAGCAGGGAAAGGGCCCUGGGUGCCCCCUCGGGAGAAAGCGGAGAGGCCCGCAAGAUGGCUGGCACAGAUGGGGAGCUCUUGCCUCCAGCUGGAGCAGUAGCCGAUGUGAAGCUUCCUUCCCAGGGAACGUUACUUGGUGGAAAAAUGAAUCCUCCCAACGGCGCGAAGAACAGCUUGUCCAAGUUAGACGAUGGCGCGAGCUGCUCGGUAGCCCCAGCUUCGACGGGUGGUGCGCCAGGGGCUCCCCCACUCUGCCCGCCUGUGGAAUGCCCUCCCCUUGACCCAGAGCUCUCUCUGGCCCAACAGCUGGAAAACCUCAUGGGCAGAAAAGUCUCUGAGCCUCCAGCGAAAACCCCAUCAUGGUUGCAACCUUCUGCCACAGGGAAGGGCGGGAAGCAGGGAGGCAGGAAGUCAAAACCACUGUGGCUGAGUCCUGAGAAACCGCUGGACUGGGAAGGUGGAAUUGGAUCAGACACCACCACCAACCCUGUGGGGGAGGCUCCCAGAGAGGCCAAGGUCGGGGAGAAAGGCCCCAGGCGUGAGCCAGGGCGGCCAAACAGCUGGAAUGUCCUCACUGGGGAGAAAGCCCAGAAGGUGACCCCCAAAGUCUGUGAUGAUUUUGACAUCUUUAACCAGCCCGCCAGCAGGGAGCACCCUGCUAGUGGGAGGCGGGGCCCGAAGAAGGAUACCCUCGUCAGCAGUCACAGCGAUGGCCCGCCGACCGGCAGAGAAGACACCUGGUCCACCAAGACGCCACCAUGGUCCCGGUGGUGCAGCGAGCAGGAGCAUUUGCUGCACGAGUCCUGGGACUCCCUCAGUGCCUUUGACCGCUCCCACCGCGGACGCAUCUCCAACAUGGAACUGCAGGGGGACAUCCUGGACGAGUUUCUGCGGCAGCAGAAGGACAGCCGCCACGGUGACCAGCUGCCCCCGGGGAAGGAGGAGAAGCUGGAGCCAAGGAGAGGGCCGGACGACAGCUCCGCAGAGACGGACGAUGGCAGUGACUUCGAAAUCCCCGUCUUGCCUUACGGAAGGCGCCUGGUCAUUGAAAUCAAGUCGACGUGGGGGGACAGGCAUUAUGUCGGCCUUAACGGAAUAGAAAUAUUCAGUUCCGAGGGGGAGCCAGUGCAGAUCGCAAACAUUCGUGCGGACCCCCCCGACAUCAAUGUUUUACCAGCUUACGGGAAAGACCCCCGCGUGGUCACCAACCUCAUCGACGGGGUGAACAGAACCCAGGAUGACAUGCACGUCUGGCUGGCCCCUUUCACCCUGGGCAAGCCCCACUCCAUCUCCAUAGACUUCGUGCAUCCUUGCCAAGUCGCCCUGAUCCGGAUUUGGAACUACAAUAAAUCUCGGAUACAUUCCUUCCGUGGCGUGAAGGACAUCACCAUGCUGUUAGACGCGCAGUGCAUCUUUAAAGGAGAAAUCGCCAAGGCCUCAGGGACCCUGACGGGAGCACCAGAGCACUUUGGAGACACCAUCUUAUUCACAACCGAUGAGGACAUUCUGGAGGCCAUAUUCUGCUCAGAUGAGACAUUUGACGUGGACCCGGAGAGCCCCUACAGCCUGCAGAGCGAGGAGACGCCCAGGAGACCGAGUACUGCUGGCAGCGAGGGAGAAGACAGGCCCUACACCCAGGCCGGCCCGUGGGCUGAGGACCGGGUCCUGGAGCUCGAGCUGCCAUCCCUUCCGCCUGCCCCCGAAGUAACCACACCAGAGCCAGGCAUCUACCAUGGGAUCUGCCUCCAGCUGAAUUUCACUGCCUCCUGGGGAGACCCACACUACCUGGGGCUCACGGGCCUGGAAGUGGUGGGCAAGGAUGGCCAGGCACUGCCCAUCAGCCUGCACCAGAUCUCUGCCUCUCCCAGAGACCUAAAUGACCUCCCUGAGUACACCGAUGACUCCCGGACCCUGGACAAGUUAAUCGACGGAGCCAACAUCACCAUGGAGGAUGAGCAUAUGUGGCUGAUCCCUUUCUCGCCUGGCCUGGACCACGUGGUCACGAUCCGCUUCGACAGAGCCGAAAGCAUCACUGGCCUGCGCUUCUGGAACUACAAUAAAUCUCCCGAGGACACCUAUCGCGGGGCCAAAAUCGUCCACAUCUCCCUGGAUGGCCUGUGUGUCUCCCCUCCAGAGGGCUUCCUCAUCCGGAAGGGGCCGGGCAACUGCCACUUUGAUUUCGCUCAAGAAAUUCUCUUUGUGGACUACCUGCAUGUUCGCCAGCUGCCCCCGCCGGCCCGGAGGCUUGACUCGCAAAGCCGGGAGCGGGCGACCAUGGACUACGAGGCACCCCUGAUGCCCUGCGGCUUCAUUUUCCAGUUGCAACUCCUGACCAGCUGGGGUGAUCCCUAUUAUAUUGGUCUCACGGGCCUGGAGCUGUAUGAUGAGCGGGGGGAAAAGAUCCCUCUGUCGGAAAAUAAUAUUGCCGCCUUCCCCGACAGCGUGAACUCCCUGGAGGGCGUGUGCGGGGACGUCCGGACCCCCGACAAGCUCAUCGACCAAGUGAAUGACACCAGCGAUGGCAGGCACAUGUGGCUGGCCCCCAUCCUGCCCGGCCUGGUGAACCGGGUUUAUGUGAUUUUCGAUCUGCCCACCACCGUGUCAAUGAUCAAACUGUGGAAUUAUGCGAAAACGCCCCAUCGAGGGGUGAAAGAGUUUGGCCUCCUCGUGGACGACUUGCUUGUGUACAACGGGAUCCUGGCCAUGGUGGGCCAUUUGGUGGGGGGCAUCCUGCCCACGUGUGAGCCCACGGUGCCCUACCACACCAUCCUCUUCACCGAGGACACGGACAUCUGCCGCCAGGAGCGACACACCGCCAUCAGCAAUCAGGUGGAGGAUCAGGACGUCCAGAUGAUGAAUGAAAACCAGAUCAUCACCAACUCGAAAAGGAAGCAGAGCCUGGUUGACCCAGCCUUACGACCCAAAACGUGCAUAAGCGAGAAGGAGAUAGUGCGACGAUGGCGGUGCUGACCCGCGGAGGAGGGAGCGCUGGUCCUCCCAGCCAGCGGCGGCCUCUGUCACCCGCCUCAACCCAGCACCUGUGUCUUCUGCCCCCAUCCUCAGCCUUGGCAGCCUGGACUCCAGGGGCUGCGAGAGGGGAAUGAGAGGGGACUCGUGUG